Messenger RNA from Chelmon rostratus (copperband butterflyfish), 3978 nucleotides. It is a transcript of the gene hic1, whose product is annotated as hypermethylated in cancer 1. Gene Ontology annotation, molecular function: protein binding; DNA-binding transcription factor activity, RNA polymerase II-specific; RNA polymerase II cis-regulatory region sequence-specific DNA binding. The record is from RefSeq and is a predicted model, not a curated record. The transcript is spliced from 2 exons. Gene Ontology annotation, cellular component: nucleus. Lineage: Eukaryota; Metazoa; Chordata; Actinopteri; Chaetodontiformes; Chaetodontidae. Bases 15 to 2294 code for a protein of 759 amino acids. Gene Ontology annotation, biological process: regulation of transcription by RNA polymerase II.
UAGAGACUGCUGAGAUGAUCAUUAAGGGAGACUUAGAUCGGAUGGCAGAAGACAUCGGGCAUGCAGGUGGCGGACUGAAGACGAUGCUGGGUGCCAUGGAAGUUCCAAGUCAUGCUAGGGAUCUCCUCCUGCAGCUCAACAGCCAGCGAACCAAGGGCUUCCUGUGUGAUGUUAUCAUUGUGGUGCAGAACGCCCUCUUCAGAGCUCACAAGAACAUUCUGGCUGCCAGCAGCCUCUACUUGAAAUCUUUGGUGGUCCAUGACAAUCUCAUCAACCUCGACCACGAGAUGGUGAGUCCAGGGGUCUUCAGGGUCAUUCUGGACUACAUCUACACAGGCCGCCUUAGUGAGGGGGACCCCACUUCUCCCACUGAACCCAAUCUAGGGGCCGUCUUGGCAGCAGCGAGCUACCUUCAGCUGCUUGACUUAGUGGCUUUGUGCAAAAAGAAGCUGAAAAGAAAUGGCAAAUACCCUCCCCGUCCAGGUCCUGCAUUUCUGCCCUACCCAAAGAUGGGGCCCAACAGUAUGGGUUUAGGGAGUGGUGGCAGGUAUAGGGUUUCUACUCCUGUCAUUCAGUCCUGCCCUCUUGGAGGAAUUUUGAACAGCCACGCAACCCAGGCAUCACCACGAGAUGAGCUAGUUCCCCAUCGGCUAGCCCUUCACCCUGGGGAGCUGUAUGCCCCCACCUCCACCCAGGGCUCUCAGGUGUUCCCACCCCUUCAGCCAGCUCUGCCUGCCCAGCUUGGCCGCUCAGCUCACGCUGAGAGGAACUGCUCCCCCAACUAUGGCCUUGAUCUCUCCAAGAAAAGCCCCAACUCCCAAUCUCAGCACACACCCUCCCACUCCCAUCUGGCAAACACUCACAAUGAUGAGGAGCGAGACGGGACCCUGAGUGGUCGCACCAGUCCCAUGCAGGGGACGAAUGGAAGGGCCUUCCCCUCCGAAAAAAUGGAGUCGACCGACCAGACAAGCUCCCUCACUCCUCCUCCUUUCCCCCAUCUCAACCAGCCUCUUGGCCCGCACCUCCCCCACCUGCAUCGCUCAGGCUCCCAGGGCACAGACCGCUACCCGUGCCCCCCGAGCCCUGACACCCCCACGGAAGGUGGAGAGGCAGGCAGAGAAAUGGGCAACAUCUACCGCUGGGUCAAACAUGAGCCACUGUCCUACACAGCUGAAGAUGAGGAUGAAGAUGAGGACGAGGAGGAAGGCGGGGAAAAUGGCGACCAGCAUCAUAACCACCACAAGGCCGGGGAGGAGAGCGAAGGAGCAGAUGACAAGAGCGGGUCAGGCACGGAGGAGACAGGCAGUAGCGAAGGCCGCCCAUCCCCUCCUGGAUCGAUGGGGAGAUUCCACAUGCCUUAUGAGCCAGAGAGCUUCGGGGACAAUCUGUAUGUCUGCAUCCCCUGUGACAAAGGCUUCCCGAGCUCAGAGCAGCUCAACGCACAUGUGGAGACACACACAGAAGAGGAGCUGUACGGAAACUCUGGCGGGGAGAUGGGAAACAGCAAUAACAGCAGCACCAAAAACAUGAGCAGUAAUACAAACGGUUAUGGGAGCCUGAACAGCAGCAACAGUUUGAACAGUCUGUCGCACCUGGAGACCAAGUCCAGCCAGGGGCUGAGUUCAGGGGGCAUCGGGGAGAUGAUCCGACCCUACCGCUGUUCCAGCUGCGACAAGUCCUACAAGGAUCCAGCCACUUUGCGCCAGCAUGAGAAGACCCACUGGCUGACCCGGCCUUACCCCUGCAGCAUCUGUGGCAAGAAGUUCACGCAGCGCGGCACCAUGACGCGCCACAUGCGCAGCCACCUGGGCCUUAAACCUUUUGCCUGCGAUUCCUGUGGCAUGCGCUUCACCCGGCAGUACCGCCUCACCGAGCACAUGCGCAUCCACUCAGGGGAGAAGCCCUACGAAUGUCAGGUGUGCGGAGGAAAGUUCGCCCAGCAGCGCAACCUCAUCAGCCACAUGAAGAUGCACAGCAGUGGAGGGACCGCAGGGGGGCUGACCACAGACGGGAAGCUGAAGCUGGACUUUGCUGAGGGCAUCUAUCCUCUGAGUAAAUAUGCAGCAGAGCAUCUGGGGCUAAAGCAGGAGAAGGCCAAUGAGCUUCUCAUCCAAGCCCAGCAGCAAAUGGUAGCUGAUGCAAAGGCGAUGGAAAGCCUCUACCCGCUGUCCAAACUGGCCUCCGAGCACCUGGGCCUCUCCCACGACAAGAUGGAUGUCCUGGGCCAAACUCUCCCCCCUCCCCCACAGGUCCUCUCUGACGCCCGCACCAUUGACCGCUACUCACCCAGCUAAGACCACAUGACCUGUGCAAAUGGCAAUCACCAAAAGGUCUGUGUGCACACACAACUUGCAGUAUUCAAAAGCCAUUCACCUCAACUCAAUAUUUCCUCUGCACCUCAGACUCAGACCAAAAGGAAUUGGUCUGUUGAUGCACACCAAAAUGUGUAGACUGUAAGUGCCUUUCUAUGCAUCUAAUGUAUCUGAAAAGUCCUCCUUCAUAGAGGAGCUCUGUGCUAUUCCGUGACCAAGGGACACUCACUCAAAGAAGUACAGUAUUUAUGUACAGUGUAUGCAAACAAACAUUGAAAAAAAUUACAGCCAUUGAGCCAAAGUGACAAAUUGAAAACCAAAAUGAAAUUGUCUUAUUUAUUUUUGUAUUAUGAUGAAAUCCAAAGAGAAACUGUUGCAAGGAAACGUUGCAAUCUGACCCUAAACCUGUGUACAAAAGGUUGUGUACAAAAAAAUGAAAAAGCACAUAAGGACAAGUUUCAGGGUUUCGGUCCAGACCUGAGCGGAACUUUUACCAAAUGAAUAAGCCAACUCUUCUGGACUUUAAAGUAAUGGGAGGAUAUUUUUUUUUCUUUUUUCUUUUUUUGUUUUUGGGGUACUGGACAAUUUAUGUAUCUCACUCUCCAGCGUCUCCAAAUCAUCUUCGUGCUUCCCAAGUCGCAAGGAAAUGACUGAACUAUAAGCAAGCAGCGUUUGGUAAAGUCUCCUCUGCUUUAUUUUCUCCACAUUUUUUUUGAAGUACUCCACUCCCCCGCAUAUUUGUGCGGAUAAAGGCUCAUACUAUGUGACAGUAAUGGUAGCUUAAUCAGCCUUACACUCAGCGUGUAACCCUUCUUGAGCUAAAGCUUCCUUUGCAUUUUGACUAACAUCCCUUAGCUUUCAGUUGUUAUUGAGAUGCAGCAAGCACAGCCCUGUGAUCUCAUAACCGGGACAUGAUUGCACAUACCCAACUGAUGACACACUAAUCCCUGCUCAUGGUGAGUGCAGCUUCAUCUCACGGCGUAGACGAAGCAUGGGUGUUGCCUCUGACAUUGUGUAAUAUUUACAAUUGUGGAUGCGGCCGAGCAGAGAGGCACGGACCAGGUCAGACACAGAAAUCUGUCAUUUACUGUCAGGAGUUAUUACUCCGUUCACAGCAGCCUGAUGAUUAAUUUCCUUGCGGCGGUAGUCAGAUGCCGAGUUGCCGCUCCACUGUCCGACCUCUCAUUUGACCUCCCUCCCCUGUAGUCAGUUGUCUGGGAGCCCUGCUACUGUUGACAGGCCAAAGUGAGUGCUGCACUCAGCCCUUUGCCUUAAACACACACCACAUGCAUAUACAUCCCCUCUCCACACACACACACACACACACACACAAAUAGCGAGUUGCUAAUCUGUCCGCAAUAUGAACAUAAGAAGGGGUUUGUGGGUCUUCCCUGGAAGCCAGCGGGUGAACAGCACACCCCAGCUGCUGUGCCUCAGUAAUCCCUGUGAAAUCUCACUUUCUCCUGGACAAUUCGCACUGCUCGCCGGCAUGAUGUCCCAUUUCAUGCCUGCCAUCUUACCCCUGUGAUCCACUUAUUAACAUCAUAUCCGAGCCCAGCAAAUGUCUCCCGGGCUUCGCCUCCCUUCCCCGCUGGUAUCAAAUGCGGAAACAAAGAAUGACAUAUUUCUGUGCUGGCUGACCAGCAGUUCCUCCAGCUUGAAAACA